GCGGGGCCGGAGCGGAGGCGGGGCCUGAGUGCGCUUGCGCAGUGCGCUCUACUCCUGGCGGCCCAGGCAACGCGCCGGAGGGAAGAUGGAAGACUUUCAGGCUGCAGAGGAGACUGCUUUUGUUGUUGAUGAAGUGAGCAACAUUGUGAAAGAGGCGAUAGAAAGUGCAAUUGGGGGCAACGCCUACCAGCAUAGCAAAGUGAAUCAGUGGACCACAAAUGUAGUGGAACAAACUUUAAGCCAACUCACGAAACUUGGAAAACCAUUUAAAUACAUUGUGACCUGUGUAAUCAUGCAGAAGAAUGGCGCGGGCUUACACACAGCCAGUUCUUGCUUCUGGGACAGCUCGACUGACGGGAGCUGCACCGUGCGGUGGGAGAACAAGACCAUGUACUGCAUCGUCAACACCUUCGGACUGUCCAUCUGACGUCCAUCUGCCCAGGACCGUCGUCCUCCUGCCGAACUGCUCAUCCAUCUUCUAACCACCAGCUGUGUAUUCAGGGAACACCUUUCUCUUCAGUGUGUUUUUUGCGGCAGGCUACAAGUAGGAAAAAACGAGACGGCUGCACUGUUGUAUGAACUGCGCCCCCUAAGUCAGAGGCGCACACCUCCACUUGUCUUAACUCGGAAUAGCUCUUUUCAGAGGUGCUCAAAACUGAAAUUCACGAGUGUGAAACUUUCUCUACUCUCUGAAAUGAUUGAAAUACACUGAUUUUCCAUACUUUAACUUUGUACUUUGAUUAGAGUAAUAAAUUAUUCCGACCUAAA
This is a messenger RNA of Manis pentadactyla (Chinese pangolin), 768 nucleotides long. RefSeq names its product dynein light chain Tctex-type 1 (gene DYNLT1). The coding region runs from base 86 to 427 and encodes 113 amino acids. Gene Ontology annotation, molecular function: dynein intermediate chain binding. Gene Ontology annotation, cellular component: cytoplasm; cytoplasmic dynein complex. Gene Ontology annotation, biological process: microtubule-based movement. Lineage: Eukaryota; Metazoa; Chordata; Mammalia; Pholidota; Manidae. The record is from RefSeq and is a predicted model, not a curated record. The transcript is spliced from 5 exons.